Molecule: messenger RNA, 2494 nt
Organism: Coturnix japonica (Japanese quail)
Lineage: Eukaryota; Metazoa; Chordata; Aves; Galliformes; Phasianidae
Gene: VRK2
Product: VRK serine/threonine kinase 2
Biological process (GO): protein phosphorylation
Molecular function (GO): ATP binding; protein kinase activity
Source: RefSeq, a predicted model, not a curated record
GGAAGGAGCGGGCGGGCAGAGCGCGGGGCCUGGCCGGGGUUGUCCCGCCCCGGGGUUUCCCUCAGGAAGGCGGCGAUCGCGGCCUGUGGGACGUUUCUUCGGCUGGAAGUUGGUGCUAUGCCGCCCAAGGAGCGCGGCAGGGGCAAACUGCCUGCACCUCUCCCGAGGGACAUGAUCCUGAAGGACACCGAGGGAAAAACGUGGAGGCUGGGCAGCCAGAUCGGCCAGGGCGGGUUUGGCCUGAUCUACUUAGCUUCCCCACAUAUUCAUGUUCCAGUAGAAGAUGAUGCAGUGCAUGUAAUCAAAGUGGAGUAUCUCGAAAAUGGCCCCUUAUUUUCUGAACUGAAAUUUUACCAAAGGGCUGCAAAACAAGAGCAAAUAAGAAAAUGGAUGAAUCUCAAAAAAAUAAGAUGCUUAGGAAUCCCAGUGUUUUGGGGAUCAGGCUUGGCUGAGCACAAGGGAAAAAGCUAUAGAUUCAUGGUCAUGGAGAGACUGGGGCAAGACCUUCAAAGAAUCUUUCAAGACUGUGGAAGCAGAUUUAAGAAGGAGACUGUUCUGCAGCUUGGGGCACGAAUGCUGGAUACUCUGGAAUAUAUACAUGAAAACGAGUAUGUUCAUGGUGACAUUAAAGCAGCAAAUCUGCUUUUGGGUUACACCAAUUCACAUGAGGUUUAUCUUGCAGAUUAUGGACUUUCCUACAGAUAUUGUCCCAAUGGGAACCACAAACAGUAUCAGGAAAAUCCUAGGAAGGGCCAUAAUGGGACAAUAGAGUUUACCAGCAUAGAUGCCCACAAGGGAGUAGCUCCAUCCAGACGUGGUGACCUUGAAAUCCUUGGCUACUGCAUGCUGCAAUGGCUAUGUGGGAAACUACCGUGGGAGCACAACCUGAAGGACCCCGUAGCUGUCCAGACUGCAAAAACAAAACUUAUGGAUGAGCUCCCAAAUUCGGUGAUGGAAUGGAAUUCUUCUGGAAGCAGCUGCAGUGAAUUGUCCAAGUUUUUGAAGCAUGUUUAUGGCUUAGCUUAUGAUGAAAAGCCAAAGUACCAAGAGCUUAAGAAAAUCUUGUUGGAUGGACUAGAGAUGAGUGGAAUUCCCUAUGAUGGCCCUCUGGAUUUUUCCACUGCAGGAUGCACACAGAACCACCGUGCUGCUAAAGCGUCAAAAGUUCGCCUACCAAAGCCUGUGCCAAAACCAGCUCAACGGAACCAAAAAAAGAUGGAAAGUGAGGAAAACGUCUGUCAAAACAAGGCCCGGACUGGAGCAACGGGCAGACAGCUCCAGGAUGAAGAACAGCCGAGUAACUCAAACUGGACACUUCCCCAAACAGAGGUUCACUUUCCAAAGCCUUCACCAAACCCAGUGAAACAGAAGCAAAAGAUACAAGAGGACGCCUUGAAGUACCCAAGCAGGCACCAAGCUCAGAUAACGCACAGAAAAUCCCAUGCUGAAGAGAAGCCGAUGAAACUGAAUGGCACCAUUCAGAAGACUGACCCCCAAAAGGCUGCUGACCACUGCCUGGAGACUCCAGUGCAAGCUAAGAGAAUGAAGCAGAAAAAGCAGAGCUGUACCUGUGAGCAUCAGGCAGUAGAGUGGUGAGCAAGUGGCUGGAGGUGUCUUGGCUGGAAGCAGGAUAGUCAGACUCUGAAAGGUCUCCUUUUUCUCUGAAGACAUCAAGUGCUGCUUCAUAAUCCUCACAUGUACAAUUGUAAAAACACUGGCAAAUAAAAACAAGGUAGUGCCCACCCCACCUCUAUUUCUCUCCUGUAUGUUUUGUGUGAAGGUGACUUCUUAAAAAAAAAUGCAGGUAUGGAAAGAGAUGCAUUUGGUUUUCCAAUGUGACAUAGUCAGACAGCUGCCUGGAGGAGCUGACUGCAGGCACCUCACUCCAACUUCAGUGCUUACAGAGGAUGGUUAUGCUGCUGCUGCUCAUAGAAACAGAUGAUGCAGUUAAAGGUCUGAAUGCAGAGCUUGGAGGAAAAGUUCUGUCUCCAUGGUUUAUCUUCUAAGGGAAGUACAUUCAGAAAAACAUCACAUGGCUGGGACAGCAGCAAAAAGAGAAGAAAGAGAAGUGGGGCUGCUUUGUGUGAUACUGCCAGGAAGCCCUUAGAUAUAAACAAAAAGGAGGAAUGGUUCUGUGUCACAAGGGGAACACCGGAGUGAGAGAAGUAGGACAAAAAGAGCAGGAUGGUUGUGAGAGACGGGACAUCUGGCAAGCUGGGAAACAGAGAGGGUGGGAGGCAGAAACAAUGUCUAGAGAAGAAUAUGGAAGUGAUAAAAUACGGGAUGAAAAAGAACUACCUUUGUGUUGGACAUCACAGUUACCUUUCUGUCAGAUGGGGCCUGGCUUUUCAUUAAAGGUAAAAACAGUCAUGCCUUUCAUUAAUAAAGCAGCUGAUAAUGAUGAAAUCUCUACUAGAAAAACAGAAUUUACAUCAUAUUUCUUGAGCAAACUGUAGUGCUAAGGGUUAAAAGAACCCAACGUAUCCACAAAAAA